UCCUGCCAAUACUUUUCUAGAUUUAGCCAUUAUUCUUCUGAAUUUUAUCUUUACGAAAAAGCGAAAAAGAAUUAUUACGGUUUUGCGACUUUUUGCGUAAUCCUUUACAAAGAAGUUCCUUGGUUACUGGAUUUCAAUCGGAUGUUUACAUUGGUUUACAGACACUUCCUGACUUUCUUGCAUGGAUGUUUAAUCGAAAUAAGGAAACCGCUUAGAAAGCAUUUCAGCAAAGGAACCUUGUUUGAAGGUUUCCAUCACUCAAUUUGUGUAUCUGGAUCGUGCGUGCUGCGACAACAUUUCGUUCAAUUGUGCGAUAUUUAAGCUUAAUUAUUAGUCAUAUUGUCUUCGUUUGACUCUUUGAACUUUGAUUAUCUGAUUCGCAGCUCUUGAUACUCGAAGAACAAAAUUCAUGCAGGCUGUUGUUGUUGAAUAUUGAAGUUAAUUUGUGAAACCGCAGCACUUGGCUUGAAAGUUGACUUAUUGCGGGGGCAAUAUCGUAUUUUGACUCCAAAAUCUUGACGCUGUGUCUCUAUGUCCGGCAGCCGGACAGGAUUUUCAAAAUACUUCGUGUCCGGCAGUCAAAAUUAUUUUUUUAAAAAUUUCACUUAAUAAUGUCAAAUCCUUGUUUAUAUGGCUGAAUACUAAUUUUGGUGAGUGUGGCACCCGGUAUAUCAGGAUUUAUGACGUAGACUAUUAUAAAAUAACCGGCAGUCAAAACGUUUGAAUAGCACUCCGGUUAGCCUAAAAAGCACUCCAUUAGGCGAAAUAGCUUUGCGGUUAGCCUGUGGUUAGCUUUCAAUAAUGCUAAGGGUAACUCGAUUAAUACUGAAAAAAUUUCAAAAAUGGCCAGCUGGUAGCGGUGGCGCAGUGGUCAUCAGUAUCGCUUACUAGGCCAGCAACCUGGGUUCAAUUCCUCAUGGGGUUGCCUUUCAUAACAUGCAUUUUACGUUGUUUUACUUUAAAAGUCUCACUGCCGGACACGGAGUAUUUUAAGGAACCUGUUCAGCUGCCGGACAUGUAGCCACAGUGAAAUCUUGAACUGCUAUUGCCGGUGUAACAAUGUGUUUUUAAUAACUAACGGUCCUGGAAUAGAGAAAGAAAAGAAUAACAGAAAAUAAUGUGAUUGUGCUACAUUCAUGAAAGUUGACAAUGUAUAUCAUUCUGUUUUUCCCUUCUCAUUUUCAGUUCUCAUGCGAUCCACAAAGACUCAAAGCCUGCCCAAGGUGUCACCCAGAAAAUCACCUGUGCGAAGGUCCUCAAGCAGUGGAUCAGUACGAACAGUAAGCCCUCUGAAACGUCCUAUCAAGCAAAGGACUAGUGCGUUAGCAGCAAAUAAAUCUGACAGUGGAUUAGUUUCAUCCUUUAGAAAGCUCUCUAUAACCCCAAAUCCUCCUCCACCGUCACGGUCUAAAAGCACAUCUCCCAGGAAGUCAAAAUCCAGCCAUGUUCGAGCAUUAAGCUCUUAUGCUAUAAAUUCAAUAGAAGACAUUGUGAAUCUCAUAAAGGAAGACAAAUGCAAGAAUAUUAUUGUCAUGGCUGGUGCUGGAAUCAGCACUCCUAGUGGUAUACCAGACUUCAGGACACCAGGAACUGGACUUUAUGACAACUUACAACAGUACAGAAUCCCAGAACCAACAGCUAUUUUUGACCUGGACUUCUUUUGGUAUGAUCCAAGACCAUUUUUCUGCCUGGCAAAGAGCUUGUAUCCAGGAAAUUACCAACCAAAUUACGUGCACUACUUUGUAAAGCUUCUGCACGACAAAGGGCUGCUGUUGAGAAUGUACACACAAAACAUUGAUGGGCUGGAAAGAUUAGCUGAAGUCCCAGCGGGAAAGCUUGUGGAGGCUCAUGGGACAUUUUCAACAGCUUCAUGUAUAAGAUGUCAGAAGAGCUAUGAUGGAGAACAAAUAAAGCAAACAAUCAUGGAUGGUGACAUUCCAAGAUGCUCCAGCCCAAGAUGUACAGGUGUAAUAAAGCCAGACAUUGUUUUCUUUGGUGAAGAUUUGCCCAAGAAGUUUUACUCCUACAUCGUGGAUUUUCCAAAGUGCGAUCUUCUUUUAAUCAUGGGCACCUCAUUAGAGGUGGAGCCAUUUGCAGGAAUAGCGAGUGCCGUUGAUCGUUCAACGCCCCGCCUUCUUCUAAACAGGGAAAUCGUGGGCCCGUUUUCUCGGCGCUGGGAGAAACGCUCAAACGAUGUAGUUCAGCGCGGGGACGUUGUCGAAGGCGUUCAGAAACUCGUCGACCUUCUGGGGUGGUCCGAGUCAAUGGACGAUCUUAUGAACAGUGCCAAGGAAAAAUGGAAACAGCAUACAACUAUGAUGGACGCGAAUGUCAACAAAGCUUCUGAAGAGCUUGCUAAAAGCAUCGGCAAAACAUCGGAAGUGAAAACAUCGGAAAAGCUUCCGCUAAAUUCUAAUGGGCAACAGAAAAAAUUAACUAACGAUUCGUCAGGAUUAAACCCAUUUGGCACCAGAACUCUGCAUUCUAUAGCGAAUGGUUUCGCAGGAAAAAGUGUUCUUUACAGGACAAAUAAAAAUGUUUUGUUCAUGAGCAGAGAAGGACCUUUGAGACCAAAUUUGGCAACUCAGAGAGCACCUCUUCUGCCGUUUAGGUAUACUCAAAGGAAAGACUUGAGCUCUCAGGACAAGAACACAGACUUCAAAGUUAUUGAUCCUAGCAAAGAUCUCGCCAGCGCAGGUUUCGGCCUUGGUAGGAGAAGCGCGGGUCGCUUGGGGUGUUUUCUAGCGGGGACCGCGGGAGAAAGUUCCAGUGACGAUGAUUAGAUGAUUUCAACGGUGUUUCAUGUACAACUCCAUAUAGAGUACCGCUUGGAAGACUGUCAAAUUCAUCGGUCGAAGAUCGACAGUUUUGACUGUUUUCACAGCUUUAUGAAACAUUCCGCGGGCUGAAGUAGGAAUAAUGGGGGCUUAGAAUGUUGUUGCUCUUUUCUAAUCAGAGUCUAAGAGAAGUGAAGAAACGAGGCUCAUAAUCAAAAGAAAUUAGCGGCUAAUUUCGAAUCAACUGUAUAGGCGGAAACUGAAGAACACUCACAUAUUUAGGUAUGAUAAAAUUAAAUGAUUCAAACGGUG
This is a messenger RNA of Orbicella faveolata, 3089 nucleotides long. RefSeq lists its product as uncharacterized. Gene Ontology annotation, cellular component: nucleus. NCBI's taxonomy places the organism in Eukaryota, Metazoa, Cnidaria, Anthozoa, Scleractinia, Merulinidae. The record is from RefSeq and is a predicted model, not a curated record. Gene Ontology annotation, molecular function: histone deacetylase activity, NAD-dependent; NAD+ binding.